AUGAAUUAUUUCUCCCUCUCCCUCGUCUUUGUCCUUUUCCUUAUAGUUAUCACUUCAAAGUUCAUAUUCCACACAAGAAGAAGAACUUUCAAAAACCUUCCACCGGGCCCACAAUGUCUUCCUAUAAUUGGAAACCUUCAUCAACUCAAACAACCACUCCACCGCACUUUCCACACCUUAUCCCAAAAACACGGCAAUAUAUUUUCCCUUUGGUUCGGUUCUCGUCUUGUCGUUGUCGUUUCUUCGUUAACGGCAGCGCGAGAAUGUUUUACCAAAAACGAUGUCGUUUUAGCAAACCGACCUCAUUUUUUAACUGGCAAAUAUAUUGCCUACAACAACACUACCAUAGUACAAUCUUCGUACGGUGAUCAUUGGCGUAAUCUUCGACGUAUAUUAUCACUCGAAAUUCUUUCAUCUCAACGUUUAAAUUCCUUUUUGGAAAUACGAAGGGAUGAAAUUAUGAGACUAAUACAAAAGCUAGCACAAAACUCGUAUGAUGAGUUUUGUAUAGUUGAACUUAAAACAAUGUUUUCGGAAAUGGCUUUUAAUAUUUUAAUGAGAAUGGUGUCGGGGAAGAGGUACUAUGGUAAUGAUUGUGAUGUGAGUGAUGUUGAGGAAGCGAGGUUGUUUAGAGAGAUAUUUAAAGAGAUUGUGGUUUUAGGAGGUGCAAAUAACGUUGGUGAUUUUUUGGGCUUUUUAAGGUGGUUUGAUUUUGAUGGUUUGGAGAAGAAGCUUAAGAGGAUUAGUAAGAAAACGGAUACAUUUUUACAAGGGCUUGUUGAUGAGCAUCGUUCUAGAAAGAGGAAUGCUAAUACUAUGAUAGACCAUCUCUUAAUGCAACAACAAUCACAACCUGAAUAUUAUACCGAUCAAAUCAUCAAAGGACUCAUUAUGGUUAUGUUACUUGCAGGAACAGACACAUCAUCUAUAACUUUAGAAUGGGCUAUGUCUAAUUUAUUAAAUAAUCCAAACAUAUUGAAGAAAGCAAAAAAUGAAUUAGACACUCACAUUGGACAAAAUCGCUUAGUAGAUGAGCCAGACAUUUCAAAACUUCCUUAUAUUCAAAACAUUAUCUAUGAGACACUUCGAUUACAUCCUCCAGCUCCAUUAUUAGUGCCUCAUAUGUCUUCCGAGGAUAUUACCUUAGGAAAAUAUAACUUCCCAAAAAACACAAUUUUAUUGGUCAAUGUUUGGGACAUUCAUAGAGAUCCAAAAUUGUGGAGUGAUCCUACAUGUUUUAAGCCCGAAAGAUUUGAGAAAGAAGAUGAGGUAGAUAAACUACUUUCAUUUGGGCUUGGAAGAAGGGCUUGUCCUGGGGCAAACUUGGCCCAACGCACUGUGACCUUGACUUUAGCCUUAUUGAUUCAAUGUUUUGAGUGGAAACUAAUUGGUGAAGAAAAAAUUGAUAUGACUGAAGAAAGAGGAAUCACUAUGCCUAAAAAGACUUCAUUGAAAGCCAUGUGUAAAGUGAUUAAUCCAAUGUGGAUUAAGAAUGUUUUUUAGUUUGUUGUUUGACAUCUAGUGAAAAACAUGAUGUAAAUCAUCUUGAAUGGUGAUAUUAUGAGUUGUUGAAAAUGAAUGCAUUUGGAGCAUGUAAUCCUUUUGAAUAAACUUAUGUGUAUAAAAUAAAGUGCUGCCAAAUAACAACACUCACUAUUUUAUUUUAAUGAAUGAUAAACCGUCUUAAGGAUGAAA
Molecule: messenger RNA, 1695 nt
Organism: Cicer arietinum (chickpea)
Lineage: Eukaryota; Viridiplantae; Streptophyta; Magnoliopsida; Fabales; Fabaceae
Product: cytochrome P450 81E8-like
Molecular function (GO): iron ion binding; heme binding; monooxygenase activity
Source: RefSeq, a predicted model, not a curated record